UGGGCUACAGGCCCACCGACAAAAUGGCGGCCCGGAACUGAACCCCGAAAAAGGGGGGGUGGAAAAGAAAUUGCGGGGGGAGGGGACGAGCUGCUGCCAUUAACGCAGGGGACCGGAGUCUUGUAGGCAUUGUAGGGACGUGCAGACGCCCACCUGAAAAUCCCGGAUUUGAGGCGCUGUCACCGCCGCCUCUCCUCCAGGUUGGCUGAUCAAGGUCUGGAUGAAUGUUUGUACUACUGGAACCAAGGUCAACAAGGAAUUUUUAAGUUUCCAUCCAAUUUACUUUUGAGUAUAUUGAAGGUACAUCUUUGUUAGAGGUUAUACGGUUUCAUGAAGAGAAGUGAGAAGCCAGAAGGAUAUAGACAGAUGAGGCCUAAAACUUUUCCUGCCAGUAAUUACACUGGCAGCAGUCGACAAAUGUUACAAGAAAUAAGAGAAAGUCUUAGAAAUUUGCCAAAACCUUCUGAUGCUGUAAAAGUUGAGCAAAAUAUUGGUAAAAUAUCAGCUGAAGAUCCCAGACAAGGUCGAAAUCCUCCUAAAUUUGUGACCUACCAUAAAGCUUUACAAGAAAUCCGAAAUUCUCUGCUUCCUUUUGCAAAUGAAACAAGUUCUUCAGCAAGAGGAACAUCUGAAGUGAAUCGACAGAUGUUGCAAGAUCUACAAGCUGCUGGAUUUGAUGAGGAUAUGGUCAUACAAGCUCUAAGACAAACCAACAGCCGCAGCAUAGAAGCAGCAAUUGAAUUCAUAAGUAAAUUGAGUUAUCAAGAUCCUCGGCGUGAACAAAUGGCAGCUGCAGCAGCUAGACCAGUUAAUGCAGGCACAAAACCACCAGCAGGAGGAGUACAACAAUCGGUUAACCGCAGACAGAGCUGGAAAGGUUCUAAAGAAUCCUUGGUGCCUCAGCGACAUGGUUCUGCACUGGGAGAUGGCCUCCCUUUUCAUUCAGAAAGUCCUAUUUCUCAGGCUGAUGUAGGAAGACCCUUAUCUGGCUCUGGAAUUACAGCAUUUGUUCAGGCUCAUCCUGGCAAUGGCCAGAGAGUGAAUCCACUACCUCCACCUCAAGUAAGGAGUGUUACCCCUCCACCACCACCUCCAAGAGGAACUACUCCACCGCCAAGAGGAACUACUCCACCUCCUUCUUCCUGGGAAACAAAUUCUCAAACAAAACGGUAUUCUGGUAACAUGGAAUAUAUGAUCUCUCGUAUUUCUCCAGUACCACCAGGAGCAUGGCAGGACGGUUAUCCUCCCCAAUCUAUGAAUCCAUCAUCUAUGAAUCCUCCUACACAGGGACAAAGAGGCAUUAGUUCUGUUCCUGUUGGCAGGCAACCAAUAAUAAUGCAGAGUUCGGUUAACAGCAAAUUUAGCUUUUCUUCUGGAAGGGCUGGCAUACAAAAUGGCAAUUGUCAGACUGAUUAUAUUGUUCAUCAAAAUAUUGUGCCUGGAAACUCAUCAAAUCGUCAACCACCUCCCUACCCAAUGUCUCCACCAAACCGGCAAAGCCCUACACCUUUGCAGAUGCAAGCAGGGGGACCUGUAGCCCAUUCAUCACAUCCUAGUGGGAACAUUCCUCAAUCUGUGAUGGUACCAAACAGAAACAGUCACAAUAUGGAACUGUACAACAUAAAUAUUCCUGGAAUUCCAACAUCCUGGCCCCAGUCAUCCUCUGGCAAUGGACAUGAAAUCUCAGCAUGGCAGUCCAAUAUUCCAGUAAGGUCAAAUUCUUUCAACAACCCUCUUGGAAACAGACAAAGUCAUGCCACUAAUUCACAACCUUCUGCCACCACAGUAACUGCUGUUACUCCUGCUCCUAUACAGCAACCAGUAAAAAGCAUGCGUGUAUUAAAACCAGAGCUUCAAACUGCUUUAGCUCCUACUCACCCAUCUUGGAUUUCCCAACCAAUGCAAGCUGUCCAGACUAUCUCCUUUCCAGAUGGUCCAUGUACAAAUAUGGCAGUCAUGCCGCCUACAGCAGAAGCUCCAAAUUAUCAAGGCCCUCCACCACCUUACCCAAAACACCUUUUACACCCAAAUCCAUCUGCCACGCCAUAUGACUCUGUGACAAAACCUGGCAAAGAAGAUCAGUCCUCUUUCCCUAAAGAAGAAGAUAGUGAAAAGAAUGAAACAAGUGAGGCAAUAGAUAAAGAAAAGAAGCAAAUAACGACAUCACCUGUCCCUGUUAGAAAAAACAAGAGAGAUGAAGAAAGAAGAGAAUCUCGCAUUCAGAGCUAUUCUCCUCAGGCUUUUAAAUUCUUUAUGGAGCAACAUGUGGAAAACAUACUCAAAUCCCAUCAACAACGACUGCAUCGUAAGAAACAACUAGAAAAUGAAAUGAUGCGGGUUGGGUUAUCUCAAGAGGCCCAGGAUCAAAUGAGGAAAAUGCUAUGCCAAAAGGAGUCCAACUAUAUCCGUCUCAAAAGGGCUAAAAUGGAUAAAUCAAUGUUUGUUAAAAUUAAGACCCUUGGAAUUGGGGCAUUUGGAGAAGUCUGCUUAGCAAGAAAAGUGGAUACAAAUGCCUUAUAUGCAACAAAAACUCUACGGAAAAAGGAUGUGUUGCUUCGGAACCAGGUUGCUCAUGUCAAAGCUGAGAGGGACAUCCUUGCAGAGGCUGAUAAUGAGUGGGUAGUUCGUUUGUACUAUUCAUUCCAAGAUAAGGACAAUUUGUACUUCGUAAUGGACUAUAUUCCAGGAGGAGAUAUGAUGAGCCUCUUAAUUCGAAUGGGGGUCUUCCCAGAAAAUAUGGCCCGGUUCUACAUAGCAGAACUGACCUGCGCAGUUGAAAGUGUUCAUAAGAUGGGCUUCAUUCAUAGGGACAUAAAACCUGAUAACAUUCUAAUUGAUCGUGAUGGCCACAUCAAAUUGACUGACUUUGGGCUUUGUACUGGCUUUCGGUGGACACAUGAUUCCAAAUACUACCAGAGUGGUGAUCACCCACGACAGGACAGCAUGGAUUUCAGUAAUGAAUGGGGAGAUCCAGCAAGCUGUAGAUGUGGAGACAGGCUAAAGCCACUUGAACGUAGAGCAGCACGUCAGCAUCAGCGCUGCCUUGCACAUUCGCUUGUUGGUACACCAAAUUAUAUUGCACCAGAAGUAUUGUUGCGGACAGGUUAUACUCAGCUGUGUGACUGGUGGAGUGUUGGAGUGAUUCUUUUUGAAAUGUUAGUGGGACAGCCUCCUUUCUUGGCACAAACACCAUUGGAAACACAGAUGAAGGUUAUCAAUUGGAAAACAUCCCUGCAUAUUCCACUGCAAGCAAAACUAACUCCAGAAGCAUCUGACCUUAUUAUAAAGCUCUGCCGAGGACCAGAAGACCGCUUGGGCAAGAAUGGUGCAGAUGAAAUAAAAGCACAUCCAUUUUUUAAAUCCAUUGAUUUUUCAAGUGAUCUGCGGCAGCAGCCUGCUUCCUACAUUCCUAAAAUUACACAUCCUACAGACACAUCAAAUUUUGAUCCAAUUGACCCUGAUAAAUUAUGGAGUGAGGAUAAGGAGGGGAAUGUAAAUGACACACUUAAUGGGUGGUAUAAAAAUGGCAAGCAUCCUGAACAUGCUUUUUACGAAUUCACAUUUCGAAGGUUUUUUGAUGACAAUGGUUACCCAUACAGCUAUCCAAAGCCUAUUGAAUAUGAAUACAGUAAUCCUCAUAGAUUGGAGUUGCAGUCAGAUGAAGAUGAUGAGAGAAUGGAUAGAGAGGUCCAAAAUCACGAUCUAGUUUAUAUCUAGUAGAGAAGGUGCAAUUGAACCAUUCUUUGCAAUUUCUCAGUUCUGUGCUGCAAGAAAACAUGAAAUACUAUUUCUGCACAUGUGGGGUAGAGAGAAAAGAAAGUGUGAUUAUUGUUCGAAUAGUUUUCCACUGUAAUUUUUAUGCCCACCAAAAACAAGUCCCUUUUCCAAACAUUAAUUUAUUCUAGCAUUGUUAGUAAUUAAUACAGAAAACAGUAAUGUUAGGAAAAUAAAUUAUAAAAUUAAGGUUGUUUUAUAUAGUGUUAAGUAGGAAAUAGAGACUUCUUUAGGAAAUGAUAUGCUUGUCUAUUUGUACAUAAACUACAUAAAUUCUCCCACAAUUUUGCAGUGGAAUUUUUCCCUUGUGACCGAAUAUUAUACAUGCCUGCAUUUCCUAAUCUGGCAAAUGCUUUAUCUGACUAUUCACCAUACAAAGUCCCAAUUAUAGAUGAGACUGGAGAGAGUAAACUGACCUGCUAUGGCUUCCAACUUUGGAAUAAGAAAGUAUAUGGCUGUAGUCGCAAACUCACUAAUGGGUGAACCCUCCUAAGCUUCUGUGUGAAAAUACAUAGGGUUGUUUCUUCUGACAGUAAAUGAUUUCCAUAUGCUUGCUUAUUUUAGUUCUGCUUAAUAGUUUGUGAAGCAUAACUGGGUUUGUGGUGCUAUGCAACAACUCCAAAUUGAGGCUGACUUUGGUAUGUGUGUGGGCAUGGGGAUGAAGUGAGAAUGGUCUGUCACAAACCAUAAUCAAAAAUAAACGUUGAAAGGCAUGUGUUUGUUUUCCCAUGACUUCUAAAAAUGCUUGAGUUCCUGCAAUGUUUAGUUGCUAAGAUCCUUACACUAUCCCAGUAUAGAUCAGUGAGAAAUCAAUGAGAAAUGUCAUAGUUAAUCCACCUGCAAUUCUAUUAUUAGUAUCCUGGUGCUGUAUCAUUCCAAUCCAAAGGCCUUGUUUCUAAAACAAGUUGUUACAUCCUGUGCUCCCAUAUUAACUAUUUUGGAAUGAACAUCUCUGCUUACUGGGGAUUCAAUGUUUUAAACUGAUUCUGUGAGACGUUUAAAGUUGUAGCCUCUUGUAUUUGUAUCAUAAGCAUAACAUGCUAAAUCAUGUUUAUAGUAUUCAGGCAACUUCUGUAAGAUCCGCUUGCAUCUUGACAAAGAGAGAAUACUUGCCUCUUGAAUGGAGGGUCCAUAUUUCUGAUGCAGGAAACUUACCUGUAAUUACUUUGAGCUACUGAGCAAGAUAAAUAGUGCUUACUUCCAGGACUAGCUACUUUGAAAUAAAGGAAAAUGGCAGAUCAUUUAUCUUUUGCUUGUUUUUAAGUGCAGUUUUCUCCGUUAACAGUGAGUCUAAACUUACUCAUUUUCUAAUAGAGAUGAACAAAUGAUUAAGACUUUAAGCUGCCUUUUUAAGCCUGUAUGCCAGCAUUCCUGUUUUUGAAAAAUUAGCAAGCUCAACAUUCUGAGCUUUCUGUUAUAGUAUGUAUAUAGUUCUAGGGUUCUGAAAAAUGAUUUGUUUGUCAAAUCCCCUUCCUUGCUUAAUUCUUUGCAAUGAAUUAUUUAUUAUUUAUUGUUAUGCUUAUAUGCCCUGCUUUUCCAGUGGGAAAAAAUAACUCACCAGUAGCUUCCAAGUAAACUUUCAUUCAAAUAGCCUUUUGAGGCUGAACCUGAUUAGUUUCAACAGUAGAAUUGUAUCAUGUGCCUUCAAAGCAUUCUUUGAACCACUUAAUUUUUUGACCAGAUACUCAUGUGAAAAACAUACUAGUCUGAUGUUUUUAAAAAGACAUUAGUGCUUUGUAGGCCCAAGGUAAAAAAGAUUAAAUAUGUACCCUUUUUCAAGAAAUGUUUCAACACUUCCACCAUUUACAUUCUGCUUCGUACAUUGGCUCCAUGCAUAUGUCCUAUAUAUAGUGAGUAUAGGAGACAGCUCAUGCACUCUUUCUCAAUGUAUGUAAAGUUCUUAGGGUGAAACAGGAAAUUUUGUUCACGCACAGUUUAGCACAGUCACAUUAUUUUGUAGUACUUGGGAGCAAAUCUUAGGUUCUAUGUAGGGAGCCAAAGUGUGAACCAGAUCUUAGAAUAUUUAACAUUGCAAGUGGGGGAAGAGGCAGAGUGUAGUUAUUCUGACUGUUUAGCUUUGUUUUUGUAAAACAAGUUCAAUUUUAAAAGGAUUUUGAGGAUUGUUCUUUUAUUAAUAUUUAGGAGUUCCAGUUAAACUGGCAAGUUAUUAUAUUUGUCCUGCAAUAAAAUAUAAUAUAUUCCUGGUUAAAGCCAGAUAACUUUAAUCUAUUUGCAGGUAAGUAGAUAUGUGAAAUUGCUUUGUAAAUUUAAGAACAAACUUUUCUUCAUCUAAACUCAUUGAGUACAAUCAGUUAAGCACACCUUACAUUGAGAGCAAUACAUUUUAAGUGCACAGGAGCAUUUGAGGCCCAUGUUCAUUGAAUUUGAGCCCUCUUCAGUUUUAUGGAUUAUGCCUAUUAACAUUUUUUUAGUGGAGGAGUAGCAGUUCACAAAUAUAUUCUAUACAUUUCAGAUUGUUUUAAUCAAGCUUGUUAGUAUUGAUAUGCAGAGUUUUGUGUGUGAUGUAACUCUGCCAUUUUGGAACAUUUAACAGAUAAAAUUCUGCACCACUUAUUCUCCACUGGCCAUCCUAAACAUUCAAGUGAACAGUAUUUGUUUAUUGUGGAGAAGGGUGUUCAGAGGCCUCAUAGAAAAGUAGACUAUCAUACCCACAGGAUAUGCUUGAGUUCCCAUUUUCAUUUUGCAUAUUCAUGCCAUUGAUGAACCAACCCUAUUUCAGUUGUCAGUCUGUUCAAAGUAAUCUAGUGUGUAUCCAAGAUGUGUUGCAGUAUGCACAAUCUACUUGUUUUCCUGCAUGGAUGUUUCAAGUCUUCUCUGAGAUUUUAGUUUUGCAGUAUAAUUUCUAUUUUGCAGUUGGGACCAAACAAAAUAAGGAAAAAUGUAAAAUUGCUCCCCAUUUGUUUCUGAAUAAACUGUUUUCAUUUAAAUAUUUUAAACAACAUUGCUUUCCUAUUUCCACAUAUAUACAUAUGCACUGUAUUUAUAAAUGUUCUGUAACCAUGUAAUUUUAUUGUAAAUACUAUGGUACUGUUCAGUUACUUUCUAUCCUAGGGCAGGCCCUCUUGCUGGAUCUUUUUUACCCAAUUUGUAACAGAACCUAUAGAAUGUAUAACUAAAAUUUCAAUUUUUUAGAUUUAAAAAAAAAACUGCUGUUGCAAUGUGCAAAGCUGUGAUAGAGAAUGAGUUCUUUCAACUUUGUUAAUGCUGUACAUCUGAUAGAGAAUGCAGUGUGAGUGGGUUAAUAGAUGUUGCUGCUGUUAUGCAAGGUACCAAUUAAAUUUUGGCUGCAAAUAACUGGUUUUUGAAAUGAGACGUUUGCUUUACUGCAACCAAAGUAAAGCAAUGUUAAGUCAACAUCUGAUAGUAGAACUUUGGAACAACUUAAAGCUGCAAUCCUAUGCACUCUUACCAGUAAGUAACUGCCAUUGAGCUCAAUGGAGCUUACCUCUGAGUAGACAUAUAUAGGAUUGCACUGCAAGAGACCCUCCUGUGAAAGGCACUAUUCAAAUUUACUUUUAUAUUACAUUUUGUAUAUAUGCCUUUUUUACUGUAAACAUUUGUCUGAUAAACCUACUUUUGUAAAACUGAACUAGCUUGAGAGAAGUGCCUUCACAGACAGUAUAACUAAAUCAUAUUUGCAUAUUUCUGCAUAUAAUAACUAUUUGGUAAUCUGUUAAAUUCUUCGAGUGUCUUAUGGAUUUCUUUCCGCUUUUUAAAUCAGUUUUCUCUAGUGUACUAUUUUCUGAGAUAAUAAAAUUGAAAUUCAAUGAA
Messenger RNA from Varanus komodoensis (Komodo dragon), 7566 nucleotides. RefSeq names its product large tumor suppressor kinase 1 (gene LATS1). NCBI's taxonomy places the organism in Eukaryota, Metazoa, Chordata, Lepidosauria, Squamata, Varanidae. The transcript has 8 exons. The coding region runs from base 331 to 3717 and encodes 1128 amino acids. The record is from RefSeq and is a predicted model, not a curated record. Gene Ontology annotation, biological process: hippo signaling; positive regulation of apoptotic process; G1/S transition of mitotic cell cycle. Gene Ontology annotation, cellular component: cytosol; mitochondrion; spindle pole. Gene Ontology annotation, molecular function: protein binding; glutathione-disulfide reductase (NADPH) activity; ATP binding.